GAGCACGAAGACUGCGAUCGAGCUUCCAGGUUUGGGAGCUUGCCCAUGGCCGUGAGCCUUGACGGCGAGGUCCAUUCGUUUUCGGCCAACGGCCAGUUCCGGUCGCUUCGUCUUCUCGCAGUCACCAUGGCUCCAGAUCUUGGUCUUCAAGCUUCGGCUUCCUCUGUGCAUCUGCUGCUUGUCUUCAACUUCGUCUGCCUCUGUUUUUUUUUGUUUUUGAGCUCAUGAUGUCGCAGCGGCCAUAUCUGGUCGUAGCGGCCAAGGACGAGCAAGGUUCGUGUUUGUGGACGAACCGCCUCGCCGGUCAUGGACCAGCAACGUCACUAUUCAGAUCCGGUGGGCUCUGUCACGGUUACAAAUCAACGAAGGCGGAGGGUGUAGACUCGCUGCUGGGUGCGACAGCCACGACGAUGGGGAGGGCUCGAGGAUGGAGGUUGCGGCGGCUUGAGAGGUGGCGGCGGUCAUGCUAGGGGGCGGUAUGGCGGUGGCUGUCAAGACAGAGAAAUGAAGUUAAUUUUUAUGCGUGUGUCAAUGCUUUCAGUGACAACGCGAGAGAAGACAUUGGGGAAGAGAUCAAAUCCAAGCUUUUCAGAGAGAUAUGGCACGCGAGGAUUGCCCUGAUCGUGUUCUCCAGGAACUACGCCGACUCAAAGUGGUGCAUGAACGAGCUGGUCGAGAUCCUGGAGUGCAAGAAGAGGUUCGGGAACCAUGGCCACCUUGUUGUUCCCAUCUUCCACGAGGUAAAAGCCGGAGACAUUUCGAACUUCGAGGGCGGAAGUGAAUUCGCUCGAGGUUUCGAGAGAUUGUAUGGAAACGCGACAGAUGCUGAGCAGAUACAGAAAUGGAGGGACGCCCUGAGAGAGACUAAGCAAUUGACAGGAUUCGGCUUGCGGAACGAUGCCGGAGGGGAUGAAGGGAGACUUGUGGACAUAAUAGUGGAGUACCUUGUCGAGAAAAUCCGCGAAACACGGCCACUCUACUUUGUGAAAAACGUAACAGGAGUGGAUGUCUUGGUAGAUGAGGUGAUUUCUUUACUUGGAAAGGGCCAAGAGGUGGACGUGCGAGUGAUAGGCAUAUGUGGAGUAGAAGGAAUAGGGAAGACAGUGGCAUCCAGAGUCAUUUACGAUAGCAUUCGCAGCGAUUUUGAGUGUUUUGUCUUUCUUGAUAAAAUUGGAGAAGCAGAUCGCAACAAUCUUGUAGGUCUGUUAGGUCUACAAAAGAAGCUGCCCCAUAAUCUCAUAAAGGUGGAAGGAUGGAGGAUGUAUGACGACAUUCAGACCAACAUAGACGAGAUAAAUAGUAACAUGUGCCGUAAAAGGAUACUAAGGCAGCUCAAGAACCACGGCCACGUGGCUGUUUCCAUCUUUCAUGGAGUGAGCACGGACAAUGUUUCGAAGUUGACGAGCGGAUGCGAGUUCGCACGAGGUUUCGAGAGGUUGUGUGAGAGAAAGAGAGACGAUGCGCAGAUAAAGAUAUGGUGGGAUGCCCUAGCAGAGGCCACGCAUCUUUCGGGCUUCCAUUUGAAGAACCACGCCUGUGGGUACGUACCUGUGAUUCUUACUCCAUGUCGAAGCUCAGUAUCGCCCGUCCAUGUUUUGAAGUUAUUUCUCUGGUUUGUCUGCUUUGUUGAUGGAAUUUGUGAAAAAUCGACCAUGUGCAUCUCUCUUUCUCACUAUGCUCUCCUCAUCUCCCUCAUCUCGGCCAUGGUCUGCGUCGAGCUCGACUCAGAUCUAUUGAGUUCAACUCAGAUCUGA
Syzygium oleosum is the source of this 1754-nucleotide messenger RNA. RefSeq names its product disease resistance protein RUN1-like. The coding region runs from base 660 to 1754 and encodes 364 amino acids. The transcript is spliced from 3 exons. Lineage: Eukaryota; Viridiplantae; Streptophyta; Magnoliopsida; Myrtales; Myrtaceae. The record is from RefSeq and is a predicted model, not a curated record. Gene Ontology annotation, biological process: signal transduction; defense response.